This is a messenger RNA of Xenopus laevis (African clawed frog), 1734 nucleotides long. Its product is annotated as provisional ortholog of Fc receptor like 4 L homeolog. The record is from RefSeq and is a predicted model, not a curated record. NCBI's taxonomy places the organism in Eukaryota, Metazoa, Chordata, Amphibia, Anura, Pipidae. Gene Ontology annotation, biological process: cell surface receptor signaling pathway; immune response. The transcript is spliced from 5 exons. Gene Ontology annotation, molecular function: transmembrane signaling receptor activity. Bases 129 to 1079 code for a protein of 316 amino acids. Gene Ontology annotation, cellular component: external side of plasma membrane.
CUGAAUAAAAAACCACAAAAUAAUGUAAGUAUUUCAUAGACAGGGGCUGGGUUUCCGUAAGAGGAAAAGCUCUUCUAUCGCAACUUCUGCCUUUAGAAUCUGCUUUGUCUGAGCACCAGGGAGUUGCUAUGAUUGUGCAGGUGAUGCUGCUCUUUGUCUGUGUCACAGCCAGACCUUGGGUUUCCUUUCAACCGGAUGUGGCCAAAAUAGUCUUUGGAGAGUCCAUAGCCCUGACAUGUAACAUGGCCUCUCCUGAGCAGGGAAAACAGACCUAUACCUGGUACAGAGACAACAAGAGAAUAAGUUCUGGGCAACGUCUUUAUAUCAAUGCUGCCUUGGGUGCUAACAGUGGGGAUUACCAGUGCCAGACUGGAACCAGUGAGAGAAGUGAAGCCGUCAGGCUGGAAGUGACUGAAGGUUAUGUCACCCUUCAGACUCCUCCGACUGUUUAUGAAGGUGAUUCCUUGAUCCUGAGAUGCCAUAGCCCUGUUUUUGGAGCUUCAAGUGGUGCGGCGUUCUAUAAGGAUGGCACCGCCCUAAAAUCUUCAUCCAGCGACUCAAGUUUAUCACUGGGAACAGUGUAUAAGAACACAUCUGGGACCUACCGUUGCUCAAAGAGCAUAUUUAAUGCAAGGCCUGUUACCGACAAAGCCUUUAUUUCUGUGAAAGAUCUCUUCUCUAAGCCGCACAUACAAGUGAGUUCCAAUGAGACAAGAGUUGGGGCUAAUGUGACAGUAACAUGCAGUUCUACCCUCACCCCUGCGAGAAGAAGUACAGAGCUCAGAUUUGUUUUCAACAAAGAUGGACGAAGCAUGCAGGACAUACAGCCAUCCAAUGAGCUGCACAUUAGGGGAGCAUGGGUGGAACAGUCCGGGUAUUACACGUGUGAAGUGGAAGCUGUUGCCAGCAGAAUUAAGAAAAUCAGCAAUACAUUGUAUAUCCAGAUUAAAGAGUUUCAACAGAACGAAGUUCAUCUCGAUUAUACCUUGCAGAAUGCGAUUCGGCUGACUUUGUCUGUGUUUCUAUCAGUUCUUUGUUUAUGUUUCGUCUGCAACCACUUGAAAAGGGAAAAUACAUAAAAAAAACAGAAACAACAGACAGCUGAAAAGAACGACUGAAUAACGUCUACAAAAAAAAUCUGUAUUGUUUGUGAAAUAAUACACACGCUGCAAAGGGGAUCUAGAGCCUGGAGUAAUUGUCAUAUUGUGAGUCAGGAUUAUUCCCACGUGAGACAGAUUGGAUCUUCUUUAUUUCAUUGCUGUUGCCUUCCUUAUUGUGGACCACCUUGUACCUAAGUAGGAAUGGUAUAAGAGCAGAUAUGAGUUUGAAGGGUGUAUUUUCCAGCCUCGUCACAUAUAAAACUCGUAUGUAACCAAAAUUGGACUCUGCGGUCUACUGUUUGUAGCCAGACAGCAAGGUCUGUUAUUAAGAUUCAGUUUACCAAGACUCUUUGUCAUUCCUCCAGAGUAAAUAUAGAAGAAGUAUUAAUAAUAAGCCAAAUACCCAUGGGGCAUUAUUGUUUGCUUUCAGUCCAAUUAUAUGCGUGGGAUGAUGAAUAAACAUUAAUCACAAGUCUAUUAUUUUAUCUUUGGAAAGUACAAACUGUAAAUACUUUUUAAACUACUAGAAUCCCGUUGUGCCAGUAAUUUAAAAAGCUAUAAAAUAUGCUUGUUCUUCAUGUCUCAAAAAUGUGCUGCUCCACGUGGGAUAACACAUAGGGGCAGAUUCACUAAC